Molecule: messenger RNA, 1989 nt
Organism: Cotesia glomerata
Lineage: Eukaryota; Metazoa; Arthropoda; Insecta; Hymenoptera; Braconidae
Gene: Ubc2
Product: ubiquitin-conjugating enzyme E2-24 kDa
Exons: 5
Coding region: 379-939 (186 amino acids)
Biological process (GO): protein polyubiquitination
Cellular component (GO): nucleus
Molecular function (GO): ubiquitin conjugating enzyme activity
Source: RefSeq, a predicted model, not a curated record
UAGCUUGUAUUCAGUCUAUUCAGUGAAGGUUGUUCCCGGCAGUACGGCGUGCAAAAAGGAAUUCAACAAUCUAGUGAGAGAGAAAGAGAAGAUCCGAGAGCGAAAUAGAGAGAGAGUGAGGCUUGAAGAAAAGAAAGAAAUCGUGAAAAGACGCCCGGGUAUCUAAGGAAUAGUUAGUAAAUUGACCUGAAUCUUUGACAAACUAUUAAGUGAAUAACGAUACGAAGUGACCCAGCUGAACCUCUUAACCUUGAAAAAAUUAAUGGUCAAAAUUUAAGGUAGUCCCUUGUUGUGAGUUGAUGUUGUAUCCUUUGUAUAUACCUAAAACCUCCAUUGUCGUAAUCCGACGAGUCUAAGAUAUUUAGGAGCAACCGAACAAUGUCUUCUGGAGCUGGAUCCAGUGGUACUGGGCGAGGAAGAGGCUCCUCGUUGGCGGACAAUAAGCCGGAGAAUAAGGAAGCCAAGCCAAAUCCUAAAAUGUCAAAGGCAUUGGGUACUUCAGCUAAAAGAAUACAAAAAGAAUUAGCAGAAAUAACUCUGGACCCUCCGCCAAACUGCAGUGCAGGCCCUAAGGGAGAUAACUUAUAUGAAUGGGUGUCUACUAUCUUGGGUCCACCCGGGUCAGUCUAUGAAGGAGGUGUCUUUUUUUUGGACAUUCAUUUUUCUCCGGAGUAUCCUUUCAAACCUCCAAAAGUAACAUUUCGAACACGUAUUUAUCACUGCAACAUCAACAGCCAAGGUGUCAUCUGUCUUGAUAUACUUAAAGAUAACUGGUCUCCCGCAUUAACCAUCUCCAAGGUUCUUCUGUCCAUCUGCUCACUCCUUACAGAUUGUAAUCCAGCGGAUCCUUUGGUUGGUAGUAUAGCAUCACAAUAUCUCCAAAAUCGAGAAGAACAUGAUCGUAUAGCACGACUUUGGACGAAACGGUAUGCUACAUGAGCUUUUAGCUCAAAAUCUCAGCUCCUAACAGCCUCAUGCCAAUUAACCAUCCACUGCGCUGCUCUCACAAACCUUUUCUUUAAUGCCUCGUGUGCGUGUGUGCGCCAAAUACGUUCCUAAAUAUUGAGUCCACCGUGGGCUUUAGUUUUAAUCCUCGAUUCAAGUUUAAGAUUACUCCCGUAAAAAAAAAAAAAUAAAAUAAAAUAAAAAAAAAUAAUAAAAAAAUUUUUAACAAUUAAACGUAAUAGUUACGAACUAAUAAUAAUUAAAUCCGGUUCGAUUGUGAUUAUUUGUAUGUAAGAUAAUAGAGCUAAUGUGUCGAAGAUGAAUGAAUGCAGAUUAGUAUUUUUUAUUUUUUUUUUUAUUUUAUGUAAUAGUUUUGUUUGUAAAGGCAUGAGCUGGGAGUAAAUAUUUACUUUUCUAUUUUACUUUAAAAAAAAAAAAAUACCCAUUUUUCGGGUGUACAUUACUAUUACAAUGUAGUGUUUAAUGAAUGUUUAAUCUUGGAAAGUAAAUGGAAAAGAUAAGUGAACUAUCAUCAAUAAUUUAGAUAUUAGGAUUACGAACUACUUUAAUAUUGAAAACGAAAAAAAAUAUAAUUAUCUAAUGAAUGCAUUGUAAGUAAUAAAUUAAAAAUUACUACUAAAUAUUUUUAGUUUUUAAAAAUACUUGUAUGGUACGCAAAUUUUUUUUUUUUCUUACAAACAUAUAAAGAUAAAAAUAAAUAUAAACAAAAUUACUGACUAUAUAUAUAAAUAUAUAAGUAUAAAUUAAUUAUUAAAGCAGUUUAUACUAACCAUUUUUUAUGCCUCAUUAAAUAUUUUUGUAAUCCGACAGUUAAAUAUUAAUUUAUUUCUAAACUGUAUUUGAUUAAUUUAAAUUAAUUAUUGAUUUAUUUUAUGUACUUUUUUUUCGUUUUUAAUAUACAACACAUUUAAUAAUUGUGAUUGUAAAUAAGUAUGAUUCUUUUUGUUCAUUGUAUAUUUUACUAUGUAGAAAAUAAAUGUAAGAAUUUUUCCAAGUAAUUUGUAACGUAACAACAUUUUAAAA